Molecule: messenger RNA, 4249 nt
Organism: Hemibagrus wyckioides
Lineage: Eukaryota; Metazoa; Chordata; Actinopteri; Siluriformes; Bagridae
Gene: hsf1
Product: heat shock transcription factor 1
Exons: 14
Coding region: 1899-3407 (502 amino acids)
Biological process (GO): regulation of DNA-templated transcription
Molecular function (GO): sequence-specific DNA binding; DNA-binding transcription factor activity
Source: RefSeq, a predicted model, not a curated record
ACACACACUCUCUCUCUCUCUCUCUCUCUCUCUCUCUCUCUCUGUCUCUGUCUCUGACCCCCCCUUCUUACACACAAACUCUUUUCCCCUCCCUCCCCCAUCACUUCCUAUUUAUAGUAUAUAUCAGUGUGUCUUCAAAUGACUUUUAUGAUCAGACAGUAACUGAGGAACUCCUUUCCUGUCACUGCUCUCUGUUCUGAUGGUGAAUUAAACUGGUCAUGUGACAUGUGCGGAUCUGCUGAGUUUUGUGUUUAGGGGUCAGUUGAUGAUGCCACUAAAGAGAUUAAGAGACUCUUCGCUCGAGGUGAAGAUUCUAUUUCGUCUCUUCAGCUCUGUUCUGUGCUCCAAAAGUUUCCUGACUUUUUUGUUGUGAGGGCUGAGAGAGCAGAAACGUUAAAUUCUGUAUGCUGCACCUGAGUCGAGCGGGAAAGACUCGUACAGCCAAACAGCACAAAUAUUCAGAUGAACAGGAAAGAAACAUGAAUGAAAAGCUGAAUUUUCCUGAGAAACACACUACAACAUGGUGUGAAAUGCUGUGCACAAGGGCAGUGUCGCAUGGAGCAGGUUCAAGUGUCUUAGUUGCAGUGAAAUUGUGAAGCUGCAGCACACAGACGCUCUCCACAAAGAAAAGUGUUGUGUGGAUGGAAACACCUUGUUGUUGAGAGAUGAAUAGAGAAAUGCCAGACUGGGUGGAGCUGAAGGAACAGCCACAGAAACUCGGAUGGGAUACAACAGCAGAAGACCAUGGCAGGUUCCUCUUCUGUCCUUCAAGAACAGGAGGCUGAGACUGCAGUGAGCACAGACUCACCUAAACUGUGAGGUCAAGAUGGAGAACAGCCUGGGCUGAUGAAGCUGAAUUUCUGCUGAGGCUCACAGAUGAUAUAGAGUCAGAAUAACCUGACACUAAUCACUAAUAACCUGAAUCCAUGGACUUGACCUGCCUUGUGUGAAGGCUGGUGGAAGUGGUGUGCUGGUGUGGAGAAGGUUUUCUUAGAACACUUUGGGUUGGUUUGAACACCACCGCUACAGACAACGCACCAUGUCACAAAGCAAAUGUCGACCCAGUCACUGGAUCUGAAUCUUGUAGAAGAUCUUUGGGAUUUGUCAGAACGAGAGAUUUACUGCAAGGAAGUGUGUGAUGGAGUCCAUUUCAACAUGGAGAAGAAUGAACAUGAACAUUUUGAGCACCUUGUGGAAUCCACAGCACUACACCAGAACUGAAGCUGGACUCUCAGGAAACCCAUGUGAAGCGGCUGUACUGAAGCUGCACUGUGGGCUGUGUGCUGUCCAUCUCUGGACCUCUGACAGUGAAGUAGCUGUAGAUUGGACUGGACCAGACGAUGUCCUGUCUCUCCAGUGUUUGCUUCAGCAUCUCAGUGGAUGAGUGUUUAAGUGGUUGUUCUGUUGAUAAAUAGCUUCAGGAUGUUUCAGUUACUGACUCACACUAAAGACUAAGAUAUUUCUGAAAGAUAGAUCAGUUAUUCCUUCAUAGGAAAGAAAGGGGUUUUUGCUGAUCUGAAGCUGCAGACUCUGUUAUCCAGUAGAAGGCGCUGACGACGCUCACAGCUUUUAGAUUCAGAUUUUUAGACAUGGGUUUAUUCCCCAUGAUGUCCAGCUGUGUGUCUCGACACUGUUUGGUUGUAGACAACUGAUGCGUGGACUGUGGGACCGGAUACACUCCCCUAUAGAUCAGGUUCAGUUGCUUAAAUUUGCUUCACCUGAAAGAUGUAGAGGAACCACGAGAUAAUCCAAGCGACCUGGAUUCAGCUGCGCUCAGUGUGCAGUCCUGAAGCCACGGGUCUGAACACUUAGCUUAAACCAGAGAGUCCAUUUUUAAAUUUCUAGAAAUAAAAAUCACUAGAAAGAUGUUUUUGCUUUGACUUUAUGGAUUAUUGUGCAUGUUAAAAUGGCCAAACUGCAACAGGAGAAGCUUUUCCUUUUUUAAGAGCGGAAACAGCUUCCAUGUGUUUGACCAGGGCAGAUUCUCCAAAGAAGUGCUUCCUAAAUACUUCAAGCACAACAACAUGGCCAGCUUUGUGCGGCAGCUCAACAUGUAUGGUUUCCGUAAAGUGGUGCACAUUGAGCAGGGAGGUUUGGUGAAGCCUGAGAAAGACGAUACAGAGUUCCAGCAUCCCUACUUCAUCCGUGGACAGGAGCACUUGCUGGAGAACAUUAAGAGGAAGGUGACCACAGUAUCCAAUAUUAAACACGAGGACCUGAAGCUAAGCCCAGAGGACGUGAGCAAAAUGAUCUCAGACGUUCAGCACAUGAAGGGAAAGCAGGAGUCGAUGGACAGCAAGAUCAGCACCCUCAAACAUGAGAAUGAAGCUUUGUGGAGAGAAGUGGCCAUGCUGAGGCAGAAACAUGCCCAGCAACAGAAAGUUGUAAAUAAGCUCAUCCAGUUCCUUGUCACACUGGCACGGUCCAACAGAGUUCUUGGGGUCAAAAGAAAGAUGCCUCUGAUGUUAAAUGACAGCAGCACAACACACUCCAUGCCUAAAUACAGCAGGCAGUACUCUCUGGAGCACUCACCCAACCUCUCUUCCCCUGGAGCGACUUUCACAGCAACAGGCAUCUUCUCGAAUAAUGCACCAGUUAAGACCGGUCCGAUCAUCUCCGACAUCACCGACUUGGCUCAGUCCGGCCCCGCUAGUGCAGAAGAGUGGAUUGAGGAUAGGACCAGCCCAUUGGUGCAUGUAAAGGAAGAGCCUUUAAGCCCCAGCCACGGUUCUGAGGUAGAAGAAGUGUGUCCUGUGGAGGUGGAGGUUGGGGCAGAGUCCAUUUUACCUGCAGACACGCCCUUUUCCCCCACCACCUUUAUUAACUCCAUUCUGCAGGAGAGUGAGCCAUCACCUGCCCCACCUCAGCACACAUCACAGCAGAAAUGCUUAAGCGUGGCAUGUCUGGACAAUUCCUCCAAGACGUCUGAGGUGUCCCGCCCUUUUCCCAGCCUCUCCUCUUCGUCUUCUCACCUCAGAUCACAUCCACGGAAUGAGCUGAAUGAGCACCUGGACAGCAUCGACAGCAGCCUGGAAAACCUGCAGUCAAUCUUCAACAAGCAGACCAUCAGCUUCGAUUCCUCACCACUCUUUGAUAUCUUCAGUUCAAACACUGGCGCUGACUUCGACCUGGACAGUCUGACAACUAUUCAGGAGUUGCUGUCCGAGCCUGCCAAAGACUCCGAGUGCACUGACCACAUUGAACCAGGUAAUCAGCUGGUUCAGUACACAGCUCAGCCAGUGGUGCUGACCGACCCCAUGACCAGCGAGAACACGAGCGAUGAUCUGCCCAUUCUGCUGGAGCUGGAGGGAGACUCUUAUUUUAGCUCAGACCCUGCUGAUGAUCCUACCAUCUCACUGCUGACCACCGACUACCAACCUACUGGACCUGAAGACCCCAAGCUCUAGUAGCAAAAAAAAAAACGAAGAGCUCAUAAAGAGGCAUCUGUGUGGGGGUUAUUUUAUUUUAUUUUAUUUUAUUUUGUUUUGUUUUGUUUUGUUUUGUCUUUAUUGUUACAAUAAUCUGUUAGUUACCAUUUUUUCUUUCCUGUUUCCUGGUCUGUUUGCUGUUUUUAAAAUCCUAACCCCCUGUCAGCAAUAUGAGAGUGUUUCAGUGCAGUUUCACCGUAUUUAUAUUGGUUAUAAACUCAUCAGGCUCACAGUUCAUCACAUGCGGCCGCAGCAGACAAGCAGUCGAAGCCCUAAUCUGGAAUCCCCAGAGCACGAGAGCUCUGUGGUCAUGACUAACGCUCUGCAUAUUAACAGAGGAACUGACUCGUUCGUUUCUAGUUAAUCAGUUCUUAUCCCUAGAAUAUGAAUUUAACAGUGUGCUGGGAAUGUAUUCUAACACACAGAACUAUAUACUGUAGUUAUAUGUAAAGAAUAUAACUCAUAUUCAUAUAAAAAUCAUCUUAUAAAUACAUGAGUGCUUUGUCAGGUUUUUCCACACAGUUGACCAGUGGCAGUGAUUCCUGCGUGGGGCUUUAUCUAACACUGCAUAUAUUCUCCACAUAACGUUAGACCCAGCGUCGAGCUGUCUUCACCGAGCAUGCAGUGUGUGUGUGUGUGAGAUUUAAUUAAAUGGAUCGUCUCAUGCCGACGUCAGGACAUAUCAUCAGAGCAUGUUCGUCCCUUCGCAGCAGGUGCUGUGGUGCUCCACACACACUAUUAAAUCACAGGGAAACUUCACACAUCUCAUUCUUUAAGAUCUCCCUCUCUCUCAUUCUCAUGUAUAUAUAUGUAUAUAUAUA